AUGAGUUCAAUCGGCGUCGUAGUUUUCCGCAACUCGCCGCUCAAGUCGCAAGUGCUUCAAGAGUCCGUGAACAACUCAGUGAACAUAACAAACAAUGACGCUAAUGUUAGACGUGAAAUCGUUAUCGUGAGGAAAAAAUCGAAACUCCAAUCGAACACAGUGUCAGUAGCAUCAUUAGUGAAUUCCGUAGACGCGAACACCAAUUACGCGAAACGUCCAAAAUAUCGCGAGAGCACAAACACAAACGAGGACGCAAGAAAUGCUACACCCCUUGCUGUCGCUCGUCGAAAUGCGCGGGAACGAAAUCGUGUACGUCAAGUGAAUGAUGGUUUUGCCGCCUUAAGACGUCAUAUCCCAGAAGAAGUGGCUGCUGCAUUUGAAAACGCUAAUUCCAACCGAGGCCCCAAUAAAAAAUUAAGUAAAGUGGAAACUUUACGCAUGGCGGUAGAAUACAUUAGAAAUCUGGAAAGUUUGUUAAACAUUGGAUAUACAGACAAAGAAAAUUUAUCCCGCCAAUCCAUGGAAUCCUUUCCUUCUCCAGCGUCAUCGUCGCCUCGUGAAAAUAGUCAAGAAAGGAGUUAUUAUUGUUUGAACUCCCCGGCACUGGAUGAUGAGGAUUUAGAUGAAGAUGAACUCGAUGGUUCCUUGCAUAAGUUAUCAGCACAACAGUACAUCGAUUUACAAGCUCCUGAAACAUUUCAGUUGGUGUCUACGCCCCGUCUAUACGAGGAAGAGGACGCCGGACAGCGUUUAACACCAUCAUCAGAUCUCCUAGCACAAGAAGAGAUCAACCAACAUCUGUUAGACGGUCACUUCCAAUUCCCAAACUCAGCUGAACAAUUCACCGUGAUUCCAGAACAAAAUUAUUGUAGUGAAUCUGAGAUCCCUUUGAGCGAAAGUGAUUUUGAUGUAAAAUACGUGAAUGCUAUUCAAGUUCCGCCCAAUUUUAAUUCAUCUGACUUACACUUAGACGCUAUCAAUUCGGAUUUGAUUUUAAACAAUGAAUACAAGUUCAAAGAAGAGAACUCCUUUGUGGACGAUCAGCCAUACAACGAUGUUGAACUUAAGAAAGAGCUUCCAGACAUUCAAGUCACUCCCGAAGAUAGAGAGCAAUUUGAGGAAACUUUAAAAUGGUGGCAAGAAAAAACGCGACAAGCACGCACUCUGUCUAAAAAUAAGACACCAUAA
Molecule: messenger RNA, 1188 nt
Organism: Leptosia nina
Lineage: Eukaryota; Metazoa; Arthropoda; Insecta; Lepidoptera; Pieridae
Source: the annotation of a GenBank genome assembly